Oldenlandia corymbosa var. corymbosa is the source of this 1353-nucleotide messenger RNA. Lineage: Eukaryota; Viridiplantae; Streptophyta; Magnoliopsida; Gentianales; Rubiaceae. The record is from the annotation of a GenBank genome assembly.
AUGAGAGAGUGCAUCUCGGUUCACAUCGGACAGGCCGGGAUUCAGGUCGGCAAUGCGUGCUGGGAGCUCUACUGCCUUGAACAUGGCAUUCAGCCUGAUGGGCAGAUGCCAAGUGACAAGACUGUAGGUGGAGGAGAUGACGCCUUCAACACCUUCUUUAGUGAAACUGGUGCUGGAAAGCAUGUUCCUCGUGCUGUUUUUGUGGAUCUUGAACCUACUGUUAUUGAUGAAGUGAGGACUGGAACUUAUCGCCAGCUAUUCCAUCCUGAGCAGUUGAUCAGUGGCAAGGAAGAUGCUGCUAACAACUUUGCCCGAGGACAUUACACAAUCGGGAAAGAAAUUGUUGAUCUCUGCCUGGAUCGCAUCCGAAAGCUUGCUGAUAACUGCACUGGCCUCCAAGGUUUCCUUGUUUUCAAUGCUGUGGGUGGAGGUACAGGGUCUGGGUUGGGAUCCUUGCUCUUGGAGCGUCUAUCUGUUGACUAUGGAAAGAAGUCAAAGCUUGGCUUCACUAUCUAUCCAUCACCACAGGUCUCAACCUCUGUUGUUGAGCCUUACAACAGUGUCCUGUCCACUCACUCCCUACUUGAGCACACUGAUGUUUCUAUAUUGCUUGACAAUGAGGCCAUCUAUGACAUCUGCAGGCGGUCCCUUGAUAUUGAGAGACCAACCUACACCAACCUCAACCGCCUGGUUUCUCAGGUGAUUUCUUCCUUGACUACAUCUCUGAGGUUUGAUGGUGCUCUGAAUGUAGAUAUGACUGAGUUCCAAACGAACUUGGUCCCUUAUCCAAGAAUCCACUUCAUGCUUUCCUCUUAUGCACCAGUUAUAUCUGCUGAGAAAGCAUACCAUGAGCAACUCUCUGUGGCUGAGAUCACUAACAGUGCUUUUGAGCCGUCAUCUAUGAUGGCGAAAUGUGAUCCUCGCCAUGGCAAAUACAUGGCUUGCUGUUUGAUGUACCGUGGUGAUGUGGUGCCCAAGGACGUGAAUGCUGCUGUGGCUACCAUUAAAACCAAACGCACCAUCCAGUUUGUUGACUGGUGCCCCACUGGAUUCAAGUGUGGUAUUAACUAUCAGGCCCCAACUGUGGUACCUGGUGGUGAUCUUGCCAAGGUCCAGAGAGCUGUCUGUAUGAUCUCUAACUCAACUAGUGUGGCAGAAGUUUUCUCUCGCAUUGACCACAAGUUUGACCUCAUGUAUGCCAAGCGUGCCUUUGUCCACUGGUAUGUUGGUGAGGGAAUGGAGGAAGGUGAGUUCUCUGAAGCUCGUGAGGAUCUUGCUGCUCUCGAGAAGGAUUAUGAAGAGGUUGGCGCAGAGGCAACCGAAGAUGAUGGUGAUGAUGGAGAAGAUUACUAA